UUUUUAGCUUCUUCUUCCAAAACCUUCUCAGCUGAAGCACCGCACAGAACAAAACACAAAGCCCAAAAGAAAAAGCCCUUCUAGCUUUGCAUUUAUUCUCCGAUAUGACUUCACCCAAAAAGCCACCGGAAUCUGAGCGCCCGGCGACGGCGAUCUUAGUCCAGCCAUCGUCUCCUAGGUUUCCGAUUACUCCCACCGGUGCCCACCGGAAAAUUGGGAUAGCUGUCGAUCUGAGCGACGAGAGCGCAUUUGCUGUGAAAUGGGCCGUCCAGAAUUACCUCCGCCCGGGCGACGUUGUGAUCCUCCUGCACGUGCGUCCGACGAGCGUCCUCUACGGCGCCGAUUGGGGCUCUAUCGACCUGUCGAUGGAAACCGACGAGGAGUCGCAGCAGAAGCUGGAAGACGAUUUCGACGCCUUCACCACCGCGAAGGCCAACGAUCUGGCUCAGCCGCUGGUUGAGGCGCAGAUUCCUGUGAAGAUCCACAUAGUGAAGGAUCACGACAUGAAAGAGAGGCUUUGCUUGGAGGUGGAAAGAUUGGGAUUGAGUGCGGUGAUUAUGGGGAGUCGAGGUUUUGGUGCUUCGAAGCGGAAUAGUAAAGGACGGCUGGGGAGCGUUAGCGAUUACUGCGUGCAUCACUGUGUUUGUCCCGUGGUUGUGGUUAGGUUUCCUGAUGAUAAGGAUGGCAGCGGGAAUGAUUCCGGAGAUGCUACACCGGAGGAUAAGACGGGCGAUGAUCUGCUGUGUCCGCUGGUGCAGGAGGAUGACUGCCACGUUCCAGCUAAGAUAUACAAAGAGACAGAGGCGGCCUCUUAAGCAGGAUCCAGUUUGCUGCUUUGCUUGGUGGUUGUGGAUUCAUGUCUUGUGAAAAAUGAGUGGUAGUUUUUAUCUGUACUCGGUUAGCUACCUUAUAGACACGAGGGAAGCUUGGGAUGAUGGGGACAGCCUUUGAUCAGUUUCUUUGGUUCCUUUCUAUGUAGGUUGCAUUGCCUAUUUUGUGAUAUAAGUUUUCUUGUUGAAGACCCUUGUGCUUUGCAACCUAGUCCUCUCAGUUUUAUUACAUUGCGAUAGUAAAGCUGGAUAUGUUAUUAGUAUAAAUUGGUUCUGGGUGUUGCUACUUGUUACAUGUUCUUGACUGGAUGUCAAAUGGAUGACAUCUCCAUUAUUGUGCUCAUUUGGAGGUCAUAAUUUGAGAUCAGUUUGUUUACCAUGAA
This is a messenger RNA of Vitis riparia (riverbank grape), 1213 nucleotides long. RefSeq names its product universal stress protein PHOS32. The record is from RefSeq and is a predicted model, not a curated record. NCBI's taxonomy places the organism in Eukaryota, Viridiplantae, Streptophyta, Magnoliopsida, Vitales, Vitaceae. The transcript has 2 exons. Bases 105 to 815 code for a protein of 236 amino acids.